GCACUGAAACGUACGUGACACGGCGCGCAGUACGAUGAUCGCGGCUCCGCUCCACCACCGCCCGCCGUCGCCGGCUCCGCUUCCGUGUUCCACCGCCGGCCGGACCCUCCGCGGCAGGUCGUUGUUUUCGACGACGCUGUGCGCGGUGUCGUCGUCGCCCGGGGGGUCGACCAGGACGAGGGAGGCGGCGGUGGCGCGCAUGCCGCGGCUGGCGCACAGGGAGGUCAUGCUGGCGCUGGCGCGCAAGGCGGAGGCGCGCCUGGGCGGGCGGCUGCUGCCGUCGGAGGUGCCCGGCGACGUGACCUGGUUCGGGGAGGACGGCGGCGCGGCCCUCGGCUCCGUCGACGUGCGACGGGGCGCGCCUGGCUCAUCGAUCGACUUGAUGCUGGAGGCCUGGUUUCAUCGCACGCUUCCAACUGGCAGCGCCGUCGAUAUCACCUCCCUCAUCGUAUUCCUCAACGGCACCACUGACGCGCCGCACUUCCUCAUGGAGCUCAUCCAGGGCGGCCCAUCCUCCCUCGUCGUCCUCCUCGACCUCUUCCCACGCAGGGACCUCCCGCUCCACCCGGACUACAUCGACAGGUACUACGGCGCCACCGGAAUCGACAGCCAUCGCCAGAGCAUCGCGCGCAUCCCUCAGGUCCGGCCGUACGUGUCGCCGUCGCUGCUGGUCCGGAGCCUGUGGUCACCGACGGCGGUCGUCGUGGACGUGCAGUGCGGGGAGGGAAAUGAGUCAGUGCUCGAGGAGAUCGUGCUCGGCCAGCUUGCGAGCUCCGCCAUGGCGGUUCUUGAUGUCUGGCUCGAGCACUGUGCGGGGAGCCUGGUGGAGAUGGACGCAGCGGAGAGGGAGAGCUUGGUGGCUAGGGACAAGAUGAUAUCAACCACAUCGGUGAAACUUAACUUCUCUGCCAACCUGCCCAAGAUGUUUGAGAAUGAUGUCGCGGAUAGGGUAGUGGCGGAAAUCAACAAAGCCUUCCUCGGGACUGUGUAGACUAUAUCCUCAUCACUCUCUACUUUGGCUCCAACGCAAGAUUUAAACACAUAAAAGAACUGAACUCAUUAAUUAGUUUGGUGGUUUAAAUAUACCCAAUGCAAGAUAUCAGGUAAUUUCUACAAAUUCCAGCAUAAAAAAUUCUUUAUCUGCUCAAACUAGACUUGAUCUGAUCGCUUUCGUCAAAGACAGUAGGAUUGGUACGUAGGAUGCAAAACUUUUAUACGGUAUAGCAACACAUAGAAAACCUAGUGCACAUCUAGAUAGAUUUUGGAAUAGGUUUUUAUAUGUACUUGAAGCCAUAGUUUUUAAAACACCUAGUUCACCCCCUCUCUUAUGGUGUCACGGUCCUUUCAGCUAUCUUACAGAAAUGUUCUAUUGCCACUUUAGGAAUUGGAAAAACCUCCUUUCCUUUAAGGAGAGAUGUUAUGCUUCCACUCACUGGUUUCUUGCCGGUCUAUUCACGUGGUGGCUCUAGCUGUUGAGCCGGUUUUGAAACCGCUUGUGAGAUGGUACCUUCUAUGUUCUCAAUGAUGACCACUUUUUCACUAGGAUUGGUGGAAUUUGCUUCCUUUGAUGCGACAGAUUUGGUGGACUUUGCUCCCUUUGAGGUGGCAGGCUUGACGGGCUUGGUUCCCUGUCGGAUAUUCGGGAAGGAGGUAGGUCCCUCUCCGGUGACUUUCGAGGACUAUGACCCUUCUCGUCAUAUAACUCGCAUUCUGAUUCAAAUAAUAUGUAGCGCUUCCGCCACGCCACAAAGCAUCCAAUGUUAUCCUUUAGCAACUUGUUAUCAUCAACGGGGAAAUCCAACUCACUGUACCGUAACUUAACUGCUCAUAACAAGAACAUCAAAUGGUAACCGUGGCAUAACCUUCAGGUAAUGGGCAAUCAUGCAACAUAACACCUUCACCGGUUGGCUAAGCCUGACCUAUGGUCACCUUCACGCCAAAUAUAUGCGGCACGUAUAGCUUGCAAGGUGUUGGUCUUGUGAUCUUAUCCACAGGAAAGGUGCUCCAACAUCCUCCUCAGGCAGCACGGAGCAUCCCUACUCCGAACUAACCUUGGUGGACUUGCAAGAACUUGCCUAGCUUCUCCUGGUGGUGUGGGAGCACCCCAGCCAAAUGAUUCCUCAAGCUCUUCCCAGAACCUCUGAUUCCGUUCGGACACUUAGGCAUGGAUAGCUUGUAAAGGACUAUGCCACUCAGCAUGUCAUUGUGCAUUCCUCCUCCCACGACUUUUGUACAUGCCAAAAUGUCCUUGGGAGGCAACCGCCCAUAGAACAUUGUUGGUCCCACAUGUGCGUCCAGGGUGCUUUUUGUUUCCAA
Messenger RNA from Panicum hallii, 2316 nucleotides. RefSeq names its product red chlorophyll catabolite reductase-like. Gene Ontology annotation, molecular function: red chlorophyll catabolite reductase activity. Gene Ontology annotation, biological process: chlorophyll catabolic process. The transcript has 2 exons. NCBI's taxonomy places the organism in Eukaryota, Viridiplantae, Streptophyta, Magnoliopsida, Poales, Poaceae. The coding region runs from base 35 to 991 and encodes 318 amino acids. The record is from RefSeq and is a predicted model, not a curated record. Gene Ontology annotation, cellular component: chloroplast.